GCCAAGGGCAAGGGCACAGGGGCCCUGUGUCCUCAAAACUCUGCUCUGGUCUCAAAAUCAGGGGGGUCAGAGCCUUUGAUGGUGAGCGGGAAGCUGCCUCACCAUGAGUUACUGGAGUCUGGAUAAGAAGAGCUGCCUGCAGUACUGCCGGCACUUCCUAGCGGACAACGGCGUGUUCCACGUUGAAAGAUGCAUGAGUGUGAUGCAGUCUGGGACGCAGAUGGUGAAGCUGAAGAGUGGAACCAAGGGGCUGGUCCGGCUCUUCUACCUGGACGAGCACAGGACCUGCAUCCGAUGGAGACCCUCCCGGAAGAGCGAGAAGGCAAAAAUUGUCAUCGACUCCAUUUACAAAGUCAGCGAGGGCCGGCAGUCGGAGAUCUUCCACCGCCACGCCGAGGGCAGCUUCGACCCCAGCUGCUGCUUCACUAUUUACCAUGGCAACCACCUGGAGACCCUGGACCUGAUCACGUCCAACCCCGAGGAGGCUCGCACCUGGAUCACGGGGCUCAAGUACCUGCUGGCCGGGAUCAGCGACGAGGACUCGCUCGCCAAGCGCCAGAGAACGCACGACCACUGGGUGAAGCAGACCUUCGAGGAGGCUGACAAGAACGGGGACGGGCUGCUGAACAUCGAGGAGAUCCACCAGCUGAUGCACAAGCUGAACGUCAGCCUGCCCCGCAGGAAGGUCCGGCAGAUGUUCCAGGAGGCAGACACUGAUGAGAACCAAGGAACCCUGAACUUUGAAGAAUUCUCAGUGUUUUACAAGAUGAUGUCCUUGCGUCGAGAUCUCUACCUGCUGCUCCUAAGCUACAGUGACAAGAAGGAUCAUCUCACUGCUGAGGAGCUGGCCCAGUUCCUGAGGGUGGAACAGAAGAUGAAUAAUGUGACCCCAGAAUAUUGUCUGGACAUCAUACAGAAGUUUGAAGUGUCAGAAGAAAACAAGAAGCAGAAUGUUCUUGGGAUUGAAGGCUUCACCAGCUUCAUGCGCAGCCCGGCGUGCGAGGUGUCCAACCCCCUGCACCGCGAGGUGCACCAGGACAUGGAGCAGCCCCUGUGCCACUACUUCAUCGCCUCGUCCCACAACACCUACCUGAGCGGGGACCAGCUGCUGUCCCAGUCGCGGGCCGAGAUGUACGCGCGCGUGCUGCAGGCCGGCUGCCGCUGCGUCGAAGUGGAUUGCUGGGAUGGCCCAGAUGGGGAGCCAGUGGUGCACCAUGGCUACACCCUGACUUCCAAAAUCCUCUUCCGGGACGUGGCAGAAACCAUCAAUAAAUACGCCUUCGUCAAAAACGAGUUUCCAGUGAUCCUGUCCAUUGAAAACCACUGCAGUAUUCAACAGCAAAAGAAGAUUGCCCAGUACCUGAAGGAGAUAUUUGGUGACAAACUGGACUUGUCAUCUGUGAGCACUGGAGAUCCCAGGCAGCUUCCCAGCCCUCAGGAUUUAAAAGGGAAAAUCCUAGUGAAGGGUAAGAAGUUGCCCUGCAGCCUUGGAGCAGAUGCUGAGGAAGGAGAGGUUUCAGAAGAGGACAGUGCUGAUGAAAUUGAGGACGACUGCAAGUUAAAGCCCUGCUUUAGCAAUGGUGCAACUCAGCACCAGGUGGAAUCUUUCAUAAGAACAAAACUGGAGUCUCUGCUAAAAGAAUCCCAAAUCAGGGACAAAGAGGAUCCUGACAGCUUCACUGUGAGAGCCCUGCUGAAGGCAACUCACCAGAGUUUCAGUGUGAACCUGAAGCAGAACUUGGACACAAAAGAAGGUGGAAAAAAGUCUCAUGGUCGAUCGUUAAUGGGGAACUUCGGUAAACACAAGAGAGCUGCAAAGGCAGCAGCCAAGGCCCACAGUGCCUCGGACGACGAGGACGGCCAGCAGCACCCUCCGGGCAAGGAGCCAGGGCAGCCCCACAGCAGGCUUGCCCGCCGCAGGAAGACAGUGAAGCUGUGCCGGGCCCUGUCUGACCUGGUGGUGUACACCAACUCCGUGGCAGCCCAGGACAUCGUGGAUGAUGGCUCCACAGGGAACGUGCUGUCCUUCAGUGAGACCAGAGCCCACCAGGCAGUGCAGCAGAAGGCCGAGCAGUUCAUGCUUUACAACCAGAGGCAGCUGACGCGGGUCUAUCCCUCAGCCUACCGGAUCGACUCCAGCAACUUCAACCCUGUUCCUUACUGGAAUGUGGGCUGCCAGUUAGUGGCCCUGAACUACCAGUCUGAGGGACGUGUGAUGCAGUUAAAUGAAGCAAAAUUCAGGGUAAAUGGCAACUGUGGCUAUGUCCUCAAACCUCAGCAGAUGUGCAAAGGCACAUUCAACCCCUACUCUGCUGAUCCACUUCCUGCCAGUCCUAAGAAGCAGCUGAUUCUGAAGAUCAUCAGUGGGCAGCAGCUCCCCAAGCCUCCUGACUCAAUGCUGGGGGACAGAGGAGAGAUUAUAGAUCCCUUUGUUGAGGUGGAGAUUAUUGGGUUACCUGUUGACUGCUGUAAAGAUCAGACCAGGGUGGUGGAUGACAAUGGGUUCAAUCCUGUGUGGGAGGAGACCCUCACCUUCACCAUCCACAUGCCCGAAAUUGCCCUGGUGCGGUUCCUGGUCUGGGACCACGAUCCCAUCGGGAGAGACUUUGUGGGGCAGAGAACUGUGGCCUUCAGCAGCCUCGUGCCUGGCUAUCGCCAUGUGUAUUUAGAAGGACUGACAGAAGCUUCCAUAUUUGUUCACAUAAUCAUUAAUGAGACCUAUGGAAAGUGGAGCCCUUUAAUCCUCAAUCCCAGUUACACAAUAAUGCACUUUCUAGGAGCCACAAAGAGCAAGCAGCUGAUCGGGCUCCGAGGGCUGUUCUCCAAGGCGCCCAAGGCGGGCGCCGCCGAGGCCAGCGGGCACCACGCGCGCAAGCGCUCCAUCGGCGAGCGCAUCCUGCGGCGCACGGCCAGCGCCCCGGCCAAGGGCAGGAAGAAGAGCAAGAUGGGCUUCCUGGAGGCUGCUGAGAUUAAGGACAGUGCCUCCGAGCCAACGGACCUGAAGGACAAGGAAGGGGUGGUCCGGCGGCCGAACCGCGCCUUGCAGGCGCGUCCCGCGUCCAUGCCCGUGGACAGAUUCCUCAUGGUAGAGCUGCCCUGCCCAGCAGAGGACACUGCCCAGGAGGCCAUGGGAGAGGAAAACACAUCUGCCAACAGUGCUGACAAUACAAAUGAGAAGGAAACAAGCUUGAAAGAAUUGGGUAUUCCAUGUUCGGAGCAAAAGUCAAAUGCUUCAAAUUUAGCAUCUCAGUUCAAGAAGGAGAAUGACCAGAGGGAUUCUACAGCUGACUGUUCAGUACCACCUCCACAGGAGCAACCUGAACAUUUGGUUUUUGCAAAUGGUGUAGCUCAAGCAAAUCACCUUGUGGAUUACCAGGAGAAUAAUCUUUCUGAUGAAACUGUCCCCCUAAUGCAAGACUCUGACUCUGAACUUCCCACAGAAAAAUUACACCACAAAAACUGUGCAGACGGUAAAAAGGAAGAUGACACAAAGGGAUCUAAGGAAGGGAAGAUCAGUCUCAUGGGGACUUCUGUUUCUCAGAACGCAGAGGUGGAGAAUCACAAAUAUGACACGAAGAAAAGCACUGCAGCACCUCUUUGCCUUUCUUCUACCUUGUGCUCUGAGGGCCCUGACUGCCACUCCACGGUGGCCCUGCAGGACAGUGACAUUUCUCACCUCAUUGAUGAAGUCUCUCUCUCGACUGAGAGCGAGCUGGACAGCGCUGUGUCCACUCUCAUCGGGCAGCUCGAUGGCACAGAUGACCAAACUCCCCUGCCCGCUGUCUCCAGCCCCCACGGCAGCAGCAGCCAGACCCCCAGGGUGGGGGCUGCAGUCCCACACGUGUUUGCUGCAGACCUGAGCAGCCCCUGCAGGCACAACUUCACUCCCACAAAAUCCAACAAAUCCUCUUUAUUCUCCGCUCCGGACACAGCCAUGUUCUCCAGCCUGGAGGAUGCAGAGUAUUCCACAUACACAAUUAUCCACGAAGCAUCUCCAGCUUCUGAAUGUAAGAGCCACAGGGCAUUAGUUUGCAAGAAAAGAUUAAAUAGUCUAGAAAGUAACUUGCCUGGCUCUUGCUCUUCAUCCCUCUCUUUGCUAAACGCAAAUCCCAAAAGGAAUUGUGCUACAAAAUCUGGACCAAGCUGGGAAGCCCCUGAGGGGCACUCGGACAGCAGCAGCCUGCUGGAGGUGGAUGGGGACUGCCAGGACCUGCUGGUAACCGCCUGUGAGUACCGGCGGGAGGACAUGAGCCAGCUGGCUUCUCCUGUGAGCCUGAGGCAGAAGCAGGACCACGGGCACGGCGGUGACAGGACCUCCGGGAGCAGCUCGGCCGCUGCGCUCUGUGCUGCUGCCUGGCACUGCUCCGAGAACUCGGGGGCUGCAGGGAGCCAGCUGGCUCUGCCCGCGUGCGAGAACGCCGGGCUGUGGCGGCCGCAGCGCUCGGAGAAGCACAAGGCUGCAGUGCGUGCCCCCCAGGCCAGCUCAGCCUGCCCCCCGCGCCCGGCGGCUCUGCCGUUCCCCCCACACCCGGCCAUCCAGCAGAGCAGCCCCUGCAAGUCCAAGAGUCUGGGAGACCUGACCUCGGAGGACAUUUCCUGCAACUUUGAGAGUAAGUAUCAGUACAUCAGCAGGAGCUUCAUCUCCUCGGGCCUGAGGGACAGGAAGGCGGCCGCCAUGCAGGGCGUGAGGCCGCACUCGACGGACGCGCUGACGGAGCAGCUGCGGCGGCUGCUGUCCCUGGAGCAGGAGGACAGCCGGGAGCCGCUGUGCCCCAGGCAGCCGGACGAGGACUGCCCGCGGGCCCUGGUGAGGAAGCUGUCGUCGCGCAGCCAGAGCCGGGUGCGGAACAUCGCCAGCCGCGCCCGGGAGCGGCAGGAGGCGGCGGGCAAGCCCCGGCCGUGCGGCGGCAGCGCCGUGCCCGGCGUGGUGCUGCGGAGCAAGGCGGCGGGGCCGCCGCACGCCGCGAACCGCCACUCCACCGGCUCCUACAUCGGCCGCUACCUGCACGGCUGCCCCGGGGAGCGCCGCGGCGUGCCCGAGGGCGCCUGCUCCGCGCUGCCGCACGGCUGCGGGGAGCUGCCGCUGCCGCCCGGCGCCCAGGAGCAGCCCGAGAUCUAUUUCCUGCUGCGGCUGUAGGCUGGGCCCGGCCCGCGGGCUGCUGCUCCGCAGGGAGGCUGGCAGGAGCUGCCUCGGGCCCUCAGGGUGUUUCUGAACGCAGUUAAAGCCGGCGAGGCAGGGCCGGUUUAACGCGGCCCGUCGUGCCGGAGCUGAGGGAAGCACGGCCCGCCCUCCGUGCCUGGGUGCCGACGGAGCCCGUGUAUUUGUAGCAUUCCGUGUCUGUAAUGCCGUGCUCCGAAGCCUGACGCUGCACUGAAGGCAAUACUGCUUUCCUUGUGUCUUGUCCUCCUGCUUGGAAAAACACUUUUGGUGAUCACUUUUGGCCUUUUGUGAGGAUUCUCCAAAGCACUGUGCUGUCUGGAAUGCUGGACCGGGGCUUGUUCUGCCCAACAGGCAGCGACCCUUCAUUAGCAUCCCUUGUUCUGUAUUGUUACUAUAAAUUUUACAUGUGUUCAUGUAUGAACUGUGAUUCUGCAGCAAAUGGUUUGUAGAAUUAGGGUUAGUCCAGAUUUGUGAGUCCUGUGUAGAUUUGUCUUCUGCCCUCUCUACAAAGUAUGACAACAAUUGUCUUCCUUUUUGUUUACCGUGUUCGUUUGGGACGGAGUGGAAUGUGGGAGUAAUUCUGCUUUUAUGAAUGAAGACAUUUAUUUUCUGCUUAUUUUGUUAUGUAUUUUUGCUGUUGGUCGUGUGAGUAGCUUUGGUACAGUAGAUCCACUUUCUGUAUAUUUGUAAUUUUAUUGCUAAAUUGUCAACAGUCAGUGGAAUAUUUAAACUGACAUGGUAGAGUGACUAUUUUGACUGUUCACCUUUUUCUAUGAAGGCUGAAAGUGAAUUGGGUGAAGGAAUCUCAGACACCUAAAGCUUCCCUGUAGGGAACAACAUAGCUUUAUUUUGGUUGGAAGAUACUCUUUGCCUUUGCUGUAAGUUUUUCUGAUAUGUCAAAGACGUACCUUUUACCUCUUUCUUUUGUAA
Onychostruthus taczanowskii (white-rumped snowfinch) is the source of this 6091-nucleotide messenger RNA. It is a transcript of the gene PLCH1, whose product is annotated as phospholipase C eta 1. The transcript is spliced from 24 exons. Lineage: Eukaryota; Metazoa; Chordata; Aves; Passeriformes; Passeridae. The record is from RefSeq and is a predicted model, not a curated record. Gene Ontology annotation, molecular function: phosphatidylinositol-4,5-bisphosphate phospholipase C activity; calcium ion binding. The coding region runs from base 104 to 5137 and encodes 1677 amino acids. Gene Ontology annotation, biological process: phosphatidylinositol-mediated signaling; lipid metabolic process.